CGGGCAACAACACAGUGUGACAGCGGCGGCUGAGCAGAGCGGCGGUGACCGGGGCCGCGGUGACAGGGGGAGUCCUGCCGAGCACCGGGGGACGAGGACCGGCCUUCUCCCGGAUCACAGCGGUGACAUAGUAGACAUGUGAUUGUUCCUCUGUGGAUUGGAAACCCUGAGUCGGAGCUGAAGAUGGGCCUCCUGUACUUGGUGGAGCCAAUAAUGGCCAUCUACUGCUUUGCCAAUUUCGUCAGCUUCCCUGUGAUGCAGCAGUUCGUGUAUCACAGACUCUGGGAGAUGGAGUUUAAUUCCAGCGUCGUCUUCAAUGACAGCUUAUCAAAUUGCGUAACAAACCAAAGUGACCCCAACUAUAUCCAUCAGAAGGAGGUCCAAAAAAAAGCGUCCGCCUUCAGUACCACUCUGGACUUAAGUUCGCUGAUCCCAAGUUUGGUAAUGGCAAUAAUCCUGGUGUCCUACGGUGAUCGACAUGGACGCAAAGCCUCAAUGCUGCUGCCCUCUAUAGGCGGCUUACUGUCCGUCAGUUCAUUCUUUUUCGUUUCCUUCUUCGACCUGCCCCUUCGUAUUUUAUAUAUAUCCUCCGUCUUGAGUGGAUUCCUGGGCGGCUUUGCUACUUUUAUAGGAGGUUGCUUUUCUUACAUAGCGGACAUAGCUAAAGGCGUGCAGAAUAAGAACGUCCGCAUAGCUUUUAUCGACAUGAUCCUUGGGGUGUCGAUUGGGGUGGCGGGGAUCACUUCUGGGUAUAUCAUCAAAGCAAUAGGAUUUACGUGGUCCUUUGUCCUCCCGGUGUCUCUGCACAUCUUCAAUAUUUUCUAUAUUCUUUUUAUACUGGAAGAGACUGUGAAGAGGUCAGAGUUUCAGCAGAAUGUGCUGAGUAAGGAAGGCUUCAAGGAGCUUUUCUCUGGCGUUUUUCUACUUUUUAAGCAUGCGUCCUACAAGAAGCGGCUGGCCAUUGGCUUGCUCCUGUUUGCCUUUAUGUCCUAUCUGUUUAUCAGUUUUGGAGCCUCGAACCUCUUCACCCUUUACGAGUUGGACUCCCCACUCUGUUGGGAUUCUGUACUUAUUGGAUGGGGGUCAGGCCUGUCCACAAUAGACUAUGUCGGAGGUUUCCUCGGCGUUUUUCUGUUUACACGUUGUCUGAAAGAUGCCCACAUCGUCUUCAUUGGAAUAUUGUCUUGGAUCAGCGGCAGUGCGAUGGCAGCCUUUGCCACCACAACAGUCACUAUGAUGUUAGUGAGGGUUCCUCUGGUGUUUUUUUCAAUGCCCCUUCCAAUCUUCAGGUCGAUGAUGUCCAAAGUGGUUUUGGAAAAUGAGCAAGGAGCGCUGUUUGCUUGCAUCGCCUGUCUGGAGAGUUUAACGGGGAGCCUGUCUUUUGCCACGUUUAACAGCAUCUACGGGGCCACGGUGGUGUGGUUUCCCGGGUUUUCCUUCCUCUUAUCUGCCUUCCUCUGCCUAAUCCCAUUCGCCGUGGUGUGGAUUUUGCUUUGCAUCGGGUAUGAAGAAACGGACCACGUUCUUCUGAUUAAUGAAGACUCCAAUACUGAAGUGCAGCCCUCCAAUAGUAUCUGACUGUAAGCACUUCAGGAGAACCAGCAAAUCUCUCUGUCUUUGUAGACAGAGUGGUAUGAAUUAUUGUAGAACCGCCAAUUGCUGUAUUUUCUGGACUGUAAAACGCAUUUUUGUAGCAAGAAAAAGUCUUGCUAAAAAGUGCCUGCAUCUUAUAGUCUGCAGCCAAGGUGAUCCAGCAGUGCCAGACCUCUCGGACUGCGGUAGAGCGCUCAUACAGCACCGCUGGAUCAGUAAAAGAGCUGUGCGUCUGCACACUCCUCUCUUCCCCUGCCUGACACCAGCCUGUGUGAUCAGUGCAGGCAGCAGAGCUCCCGUCCAGCACAGCUCCUAUCCUGCACUUCCAGCAAUGUCGGGGUCGCAUAGCAUUGUAUUGAUUUAUAAUGCUAUGUAACCCUUAGAGGUCUGGAAUGUAUUGGAUAAGACUAAUGUAAUGCUGUCCAGUCUUAUCCAGUACAUUAUAGACCUCUAAGGGUUGCAUCAUAAAUCAAUACAAUGCUAUGCGACCCCCGUCAGUGCUGGAAGUGCAGGUCGGGUGCUGCGCUGCGAGUCCGUAGCGUGACACCCGCUCGUCUGAAAGUGUCCUUAGGGCGCCUUCACACACAGCAAAUUUUGUGGCAGAAAAUUCCGCAACUGAAAAUCUGUUUCAUUCGCCUGAAUGGGGCUUGCAGAAAUCCAUGCGCCUGCUGCCUCGUUCAAAUGACUUGCCUCACCUGACCUCUUCUCUAUAGAUGGUAGGCUCGUAUCUGCAGGGCACUGUACCUUAAUUUCGUUUGUAGCUGUUACAAGUGUUACCUCAAUAUUGUGCGGUGAAAGUUUACGGCUUUAUGUAGAUAAAUAAUGUACUACUUGAUUUGAGUAUCUAAAUAAUGUCUAAAAUAGGAGAGCCACUAAUGCUAGUAUAAAGGCUUAUGCACAUACGGGUAUGAUUCCAUCCUUCACGAUACUCGCACCUCUGCCCUGUACACAGCCUUGGAUGAAACCCUUUAGGACAGGGAUGCUUAACCUGCAGCCCUCAAGCUAUUGCAAAACUACAACUCCCAGCGUGCCCUAAUAGCUGUAGGCUGUCCAGGCAUGCUGGGAGUUGUAGUUUUGCAACAGCUGGAGGGCCGCAGGUUAAGCAUCCCAGCCUUAGGACAUAAUGGGGCAGUAAAGGCCAUUUAGGCCUUUUUCACACGGGCGUGACGGAUUAGGUCCGGAUGCGUUCAGUGAAACUCACAACAGUUCAGUCAGUUUUGUCUGCGAUUGCGUUCAGUUGCUCAGUUUUUUCCGCGCGGGUGCAAUGCGUUUUGAUGUGUUUUUCACACACGUGAUAAAAAAAACUGAAGGUUUACAAACAUCUCUUAGCAACCAUCAGUAAAAACGCAUCGCGUCCGCACCUGCUUCUGGAUGAAAUGCGUUUUUCAUUAAAGCCCCAUUCACUUCUAUGGGGCCAGGGCUGCGUGAAAAACGCAGACUAUAGAACAUGCUGCGUUUUUCACGCAACGCAGAACUGAUGCGUGAA
Bufo bufo (common toad) is the source of this 3079-nucleotide messenger RNA. RefSeq names its product solute carrier family 46 member 3 (gene SLC46A3). The record is from RefSeq and is a predicted model, not a curated record. Gene Ontology annotation, cellular component: lysosomal membrane. Gene Ontology annotation, biological process: vacuolar transmembrane transport. The transcript has 6 exons. Gene Ontology annotation, molecular function: transmembrane transporter activity. Bases 184 to 1578 code for a protein of 464 amino acids. Lineage: Eukaryota; Metazoa; Chordata; Amphibia; Anura; Bufonidae.